Molecule: messenger RNA, 653 nt
Organism: Panicum hallii
Lineage: Eukaryota; Viridiplantae; Streptophyta; Magnoliopsida; Poales; Poaceae
Exons: 2
Coding region: 61-501 (146 amino acids)
Source: RefSeq, a predicted model, not a curated record
UCAAACAGAGAGAGGCUUACAGUUGAAAAAGCAAGAAAGGGUAAAGAUACAAGCAGCAGUAUGAAGGGCAGCAAUGGUGGCGGCAGCUUGCUAUCUGUGACUCUCAUAUGGCUAGCUAUUCUCUUUGGAUGCCUAGCAUUGUCUGCACAAUGCCGUUCUCAUGAGCUGCUCAAGAAUGUCGGGCGCACAAGAGGCGUCUACCUAACUGGCAGCGCGAGCAACAGAAGCGCUUACCACACCCAGAUCGAGUGCCCACCUGCUGCAGACGAUGAUGGUGAGAGCAAGCUGAAACUGAUCUUCUGCACUGUAAAAUGCUUCUGCAAUGGCGUCCAUGGCGACGCCAUCUGCUACUGCUGCCAGAAGCCUCCUGGGCCAGUAUGUUACGAGCAGCUAGCCGACUGCCAGGCCAACUGCCCCACCUGCAACCCGGAUUGCCCACCCGGAGCUGCGGCGGAAGGCCAGCGCCUGCUUGCAACGACGAACGCCACCUCAUACUUGUAAGGGGUUCCAUCCAUGAUCUUGAAACUGUUAGGAUCAGAUCAAGCAGAAUAAUACGCUAUGCUGAUGUAAAAAAUAUAUAUGAUUAAGUAUGCCAUCGUUACAUCGUUGCAGCCAUUGUAGUCAUUGUUAAGUUUAGGCUGUCGUACUGUUUG